Messenger RNA from Alternaria alternata, 951 nucleotides. RefSeq lists its product as hypothetical. Bases 56 to 604 code for a protein of 182 amino acids. NCBI's taxonomy places the organism in Eukaryota, Fungi, Ascomycota, Dothideomycetes, Pleosporales, Pleosporaceae. The transcript is spliced from 3 exons. The record is from RefSeq and is a predicted model, not a curated record.
GAUCGCUACAUCUCCCAUACCAAUCACUUUUCUCAUCCGUGUUGUGUUACCAGUCAUGUCUGCAGCUACAAGCAUAGAACUAUUCAGUACCAACAUUCCCAUCUCCGAACUACCUACUCCUACCCUCCCCAACAGUCCCGGCCCCAGUGACUUCGUCAUAUCAAACUGCUCCCCCUUUGGUUCAUGGAGCUUGCGUCCUGCGGACGUUGCACCACCCUACUGCGCCUAUAACCACAACGAAACCAUUCCCAAUCUAUCGUCAUGCUGCAAGGAAGGUGCUGAGAUCCAUGUUUAUGGGGGUUGUGUACAGUACUGCGAAGUAGCAGAAGAAGACCAGGAAGCUUGGAAAGAGUGUGUCAUUGACGUCUUUCCCGAGUCUGACGUCGAAGGCCACGGCUUUCCUUGUUACUUUGGUGAAGAGAAUGAUUAUCGUAAUCAGAGUACCAGCGGCGAGACUGCGACGCCGACAGAAAGUGCGGCGGAGCAGAGCGAAUCUGCGAGCCCUGAUGACGACGAAGGUGCAGCGAAUAUGAACCGACCAUCUUUGACGAUUGUAGGAUGGAUGGUGGCUUUCCUUGCUGUAGGUGCAGGCUUCAUGGCUUAAGCAGUACCCUUUGCUUGUGCUAGAAAAAUGAAGACACCAUAUCAUAUGUCAUAUACAUCGAUGUACCCUAUGCAACCCCAAACGCCAAUGGUUAUCCACCCCGAUCCAACCGAACCCAGGGUAUCAUUGUGUUCAUACAGUCGUAAAGAAUCGAACAUGAAACAUAAAAACGCAGCUUAAGCGUUUGCUUGAACCACCUUGAAACCUUCCGAAACCAUUUUCUGUAUCUCUUCAUCCUUGUGCUGAAGUUGACCCAAUGCGUACGCGACGUCGUUCCACUGCCUUUCAUUCUCUGCUCGUGGGAGCCUGGACGCAAGUUUUGCGGAUAGCUGUUUGGCGUGUUUGUC